Pichia membranifaciens NRRL Y-2026 is the source of this 1173-nucleotide messenger RNA. RefSeq lists its product as hypothetical. The record is from RefSeq and is a predicted model, not a curated record. The transcript has 4 exons. Bases 1 to 1173 code for a protein of 390 amino acids. Lineage: Eukaryota; Fungi; Ascomycota; Pichiomycetes; Pichiales; Pichiaceae.
AUGUUCAGAGGGCUGAAGAACAUAGCGUCGGACAUCCGCAGCGAGGUCUCCUCCACGGAGCAGACGGUGUACGCUCACACCCACUCGCACUCGCAGUCGAUCACGGGCCCGGGCUCAGCACGCACAAAGAGGUUCCUGCCCAACUCUCUCAGCAAACACAGCAGCAACGGCACCGAUGGCGGCGCCAACGGCAACGGCAGGGGGAAGUCCAAGUACAGACUCGACGAGGAGUUCGACGGACGCACAGAGGACGACACUGUCGUGCACCGGGCGUUCUUGAGGUACUUCCGAGACGAAAUAAAGUCUGUUGAGUUGCUCAUUAGUGCUGGGCAUAGCAAAAUUUGGCUGAACUGUUACAAGUUUGGCAAUUCUCGCUCCAAAGGGGAUGAUGAUUUUGCAAAAAAGUUGGUAAUGUACUUGGAAGAAAUUUGGGUAGGCGACUCGCCAGAGGAACACAUCCUCUUCUUGACAGUUUCCUCAUUUGAUUUUUUCAAAGGGUUGAACAACGACCAAACGCAGAAGUGUGUGGUCGCUUCUUACAAGAAGGAAAAUGCGGACAAGAUCCCACUGAUUAGCUACACCAAGGGACUUUAUGGUUACUGGAAGAUGUAUCCUAGUGGCUCUGUCAUCAGAUACGAGUCUCCUCAGGCCAAAAGAGUUGUUCAAGAAAUCACCAAGAACAAGAAAUCAAACAGAUCAUGUAUUACCUGUACUUUGAACCUGGACAAUGCCAAUGCAGAUCCUAUGCGUGUUGAGACCGCCAUGGGCAACCAUAUCAUGGGCACUCUUGACAAGUAUUUGAAGUUCCUGAGUACUGCGUAUUUCUACUUGUUGAACGUCGACAAGUACCAGAAGGCUGUUGACCUGAACAAGGAGAUUUUUGAAAAGAUCAAGCUAUUCAACUCGUACAAGCUGUUCAUCAAAUACCUGCUCAUCUACACUAACGGCAAACGGGUUCCAAGGGAGUUUCUCCAGGCUUUUGAAGAGGAGAGAGGGUACCAGCCGCAGGAGAACUUCAAUGCUGUGUACGCCACCAUUCCCAAUAAGCGGAACAAAUACACCGACACCAUGACCCGGAGACUUGCCAACGGUUCUGUGAUGGUCAACGGGUUCAUCUUCACCCCGCAGCUCAUCUCCAGCUUGUACAAGAAGCUCAAGGACGAGUACAAUUAG